This is a messenger RNA of Paramuricea clavata, 1407 nucleotides long. NCBI's taxonomy places the organism in Eukaryota, Metazoa, Cnidaria, Anthozoa, Malacalcyonacea, Plexauridae. The record is from the annotation of a GenBank genome assembly.
CUUCCGAGUCACUUUCGAGGAAAUUUCCAUCGGGCAUCGUAUAAAAGAAAUUUUCCAAAGAAAGAAUUUGAGACAAAGAGAAAAUAAACAUUAUCAGGUUGUAGAAUUCAAACACAACAUUCAGUAAAUUUGAAUGUGGCUUUUCAAAGGAAUUUAUUUGAAAAACCUCAAAAAUUUGACUCAAUCUAUGAGGGAAUUUUACCAAAGAAUGCAAGGAAUUCAUAUUUGAAUCUAUCGGCAAAAUUGUCGUCGAUUUGACGGCUGGCCGCAAAGGCUGGCAAAUUUUAAUUGUAGUGUUAAUAUUUGUCAAAAUUUUAUUUAAAUAAUGGCAAGUAGGGUUUCUACAAAGCUGCCAACUUACAAAAUACACUGCUGCCCAAACAGAACGCAUUUGGUGGAGAAAUUUAGAUUAUAUCCACACCAGACAAAGGCAAAGCAACGAUACCUUCUGAACUUUGAUGUCGCGACACAAAUUGCCUCAAAAUUGGACGUUGCCAACUCAUUGGUGUAUGAAUGCAAUCCUGGGGCAGGGGUGCUGACUCGUGCGCUUUUAAACCAUGGUGCUAGAAGGAUUGUGGGUCUUGAACACAAUCGCAAGUUCUUGCCGUACUUACGGGAACUGGAACUCGAGUCGCAUGGUAGAUUCAAAGUCGAGUAUGCGGACAUCGGCAAACUUGAUGUGGCCGGCCCAGGAACCCCACCAGCGAUAAGCUCACACAAACUUUUAGAAGGCAUCAACAAAGUUUCAUGGAGUCAUGAACAUUUGGUCGCAAAGCUCAUAGGUAUAGAAAAGGAAAAAACGGCACACGCAAAUUUCAUGAAUCUUCUUCAUCACAUGCUCAGAUGUAGCGGGUUCUUCAGCCAUGGUCGGAUUGAAGUUGCAUUAUUGUUUACUGGCGAUCGUGCACAAAAACUGUUGGCACAACCCGGAGAUUCGAUGUAUAACAGACUUGCGAUACUGACUUGGAUGCUAUGUGAUGUUAGAUUACUUCACAUGGAAUCAAACUUAUCAUUCAAUCCAUUGCCCUCUAUGGGUUAUUCAGAUCCUCCACCGCAGAUGCAUUUAAUAAGUCUGAUUCCAAAACAAGAUUUCAAGCUACGAGUGCCUCCGCAUUGUAUUUUGUUGGUACCAAAGUUCUUAAAAUUGUUGACAGUGAAAAAAAGUCAACCGUUAGCUUGUGCCAUAGAAAGUAUUUCUCCCGGGUCAAGCAUUCUUCUCAGAGAGCUUGGCUUACCAAGGAAUGUAAAACCGAUGGAUUUAACUCCGUACCAAUACAAAUUAUUGUUUGAGUUGUUUUUCAACUGGGAAGAUAGCAUGCUGGAUUUUUUAAUAGAAUAAGAUAUAAAGUAUUGCUGAUUAUUAAAAAAUUAAUCUAUUUAUGUAUAAUGAAAUUACACUAUCGACUU